GGUUGCAAAUGCAAAACUUAACAAUUUUUCUCGUCUGGAGCCUACACUUCACCUCCUUGGUGUACAGUUUAAUGAGAAUGUGGCCCAAGACAUAAUGACAGGACAGCAUGGGGCUGCAACAAAGCUUUUAUAUGAAUUGUAUAUUGCUUUAGGAAAAAAGAGAAAGGCAAAGCUUACUGGAGUAGCCAUGGAAGCAAUGAGACCUGCAGCAACUGCAAAGCUUAAGUCUAUUGAAAGUGCUUUGUAUCGAGAGCAUUUGAAAACUUUAAUGCCAUGUCAGGCUGAUUUGCAACUACAGCAGAUUUCAGAGCAUUUUCAAAUAAAAUCUAAGGCAAUAGAAGAUAAAAUGGCUUGUAUACAGACUGCGGAACAACAGAAAGUUCAGAAGCUCCGAGAGGAACAAAGAGCCCAAGAUAUUGAAAAGCAUUGCAUAGGAAGAAGGAGACAAAAUGAAAUAAUGGCCAGGAUUCAAGCAGCCAUUAUACAGGUUCCAAAGCCACCACCAAACCACACCAUAAAAGCUAUUGAAGCCAAAACAUUGUUAAAGAAGAAAAGAGAAGCAGAGGAGACAUACAAGGAGAUUAAAAAAUUUGAGAAUGAUAUACAAGAAUCAUUGCAAACACAGAAGUUGCAAGCAACAACUUUAGAAACUACACCACAGACAGCAACUGAGCUGUUGAGUAUUUAUUCAGAUGAUGAAUACAUAAGAAAAAUUCAAAAACGUUUGGAGGAAGAUACGUUUGCUAGAGAGCAACAAGAAAAGAGACGACGAAAAAUGCUAAUGGACCAGUUAAUAGCACAUGAAAUACAAGAGGAGGCUUACCGGGAGGAGCAACUUAUUUACAGACUAAUGAGACAAUCUCAGCAGGAGCGGAGGGUUGCUGUUCAACUCAUGCAUGUUCGACAUGAAAAAGAGGUGUUAAGGCAAAAUAGAAUUUUCAGGGAAAAACAAUAUGAAGAAAGGCGACUGAAAGAGUUCCAGGAAGCUCUUGAUAGAGAAGCGGCUCUGGCAAAACAAGAAAAAAUUGAUUAUGAAGAACAAAUUAUCAAAGAAAGAGAACAUCAUGAGAAAAUAGCUGUUGAAAGAGCUCAGGCUCGUUAUAAAAAGCAUUAUUGUAUAUGUUGGGAAGUGAUCGACCAAAUCGUUGAUUUGUCAACAAAAGUAGGAGAAUAUCAUAUACUGACAAACAA
Balearica regulorum gibbericeps (East African grey crowned-crane) is the source of this 1191-nucleotide messenger RNA. The record is from RefSeq and is a predicted model, not a curated record. Lineage: Eukaryota; Metazoa; Chordata; Aves; Gruiformes; Gruidae.